UGAAGAAAGAACUAGUAGUCUUACCUUUGUAAUUGAUAAUACGGAUUCGAUGGAAGAUGAUAUUGCACAAGUUAAAUUAAGAACAAAAGAAAUAUGCGAUGCAGUGGUUGAGUCAAAUGUAUCUGUGAUCGAAAAUUUCGUUUUAGCUACAUUCAAUGAUCCUGGUGUCGAAUUACGGAUAAUAACAACAAAGUACGAUGAUUUUAAGAUUGCCCUAGACGCUGUAAGUCUUGAUGGCGGUGGAGACUGUCCCGAAAUGUCCUUAUUGGGAAUUGAAUUGGGCAUAGAUUCAAGUAAUCCGGAAUCUUUUGUAUAUGUUUUUACUGACGCCUCAGCGAAAGAUUAUCGUAAAUAUGAUAUUGUUUCAAAAAAGGCAUUAAUGAAAGGGACAGAGGUAUGA
Colias croceus (clouded yellow) is the source of this 400-nucleotide messenger RNA. Its product is annotated as hemicentin-2-like. Bases 50 to 400 code for a protein of 116 amino acids. The record is from RefSeq and is a predicted model, not a curated record. Lineage: Eukaryota; Metazoa; Arthropoda; Insecta; Lepidoptera; Pieridae. The transcript has 2 exons.